AUGUGUGUAGGCUUCUGGUCCCUGGAACAUCCAGACUACGCAUUGAUUCUUUGUAGUAAUCGAGACGAGUACCUGUCUCGACCUACCACGGCAGCGCACUUCCAUUCCUUUGGAAAUAUAGAAUCCGAUGUCACAUCGGAUAGGACGGUUUUGUCAGGUCGGGACCUACGAGCUGGUGGCACCUGGCUUGGCGUCAGCCUUGCCGGCAGGGCAGCUUUUUUGACAAACAUCACGGAAGAAGCUGGCCAGUAUAAUUCAUCCAGAGGCCAACUCGUGUCCUCCUUUCUUCGGCCGAACGCGGUGUCGCCCACGUCUUUGGAGGAGCAUUUGGAAAAGCUAGUCGCCGAGAAUACCCCUUACGCUGGAUUCAACCUGCUCCUGCUGUCAGCAGUGUGGUCUGAGAAUGACGCGCAUCCCCGCCUGUCCUUUGAGGGAGGGUAUGUAACAAACCAUGGAGGAGGUGGAAAGAUAGCGGCUAGACCUCUUACCGACGCGGAGAGGCGUCGCGGAGGCUUAUCAAAUGGAAUAGAUGGGAAGGACGCAGAUACAUGGCCAAAGGUCAAACACGGUUUGAACCUAUUCUCUGAGGUUCUUGAUUCCAUCACUGAGAAUUUGGACGACCUUGAACUCUCGGAGCGUUUAUUCCAACUCUUGACCUGGAAAGGUGAUUCGCCUCCCCGUGAACGAAGCGAAUUGAGGAACAUGAUUUAUAUCGAGCCUUUUUCUAUUGGAUUGCAGUCACCAGACACGACCCCUGAUUAUUACGGCACGCGUUUGUCCACGGUCAUCCUCAUUGGCCGCGACGGUCGGGCACUGUUCAUUGAACGUGACAUCUGGAUGUUGGACAACGAGAACAAUGUGAUAAAGGCAGACCCUGGGAAGCAACGAGUUUUUCGCUUUGUUUUACGAACUUGACUCGUGUUCAGUGGUAAACGUUCGCAGGCGAUUUGUACAUUGGAAGGGCAGUGAUUACAAGCGGGGGUUGGGUAUAUCUUCGCAGGACAAAUAGUGUAGGAUAAGGUACUAGAGCUACAAGGUGAGAACAAGAAUAUCACAAACCGUCGUAAGUAUGAAAGCAUGCGACGAAG
Messenger RNA from Somion occarium, 1088 nucleotides. The record is from the annotation of a GenBank genome assembly. NCBI's taxonomy places the organism in Eukaryota, Fungi, Basidiomycota, Agaricomycetes, Polyporales, Cerrenaceae.